ACGAAACGGGAAAGCGAGGCGGUUAUGGCAAGAUCUUCAUUGGUAGUGUAUUCGUGCGUGGUGAUCUUCGUCCUUCUCCUGCUUGCUUUUGCUCCAAGGCAACCCAACCAACCGCACCGCCGCCUCAAGCUCCGUUCGACCUCCGAUCUAUCCACCCCGCCAGAUCGAGGCCGUCGGAGCAUCCCCUUUGACCCCAUCAUCGCUGGCAUUGAGCGCCGCCGCGAUGACCGCGAGUGGGAGCGGAGUCACUACCUCCCCGAUGGCCACGCUCCCGCCAUGGAGCCACAGCCAGAGUGGGAGGGCUUCAUGGAUCCCGAGGAUUACAUUAACGACGAGGCGAGAUUCAACGUCACCCAUCGCAUCGUGGAACUCUUUCCCAAUAUCGACUUCAGCCCAGCCGAUGGCCUCAUCACCGUAGAUGAGCUCACGGAAUGGAAUCUCCGGCAGGUGGAGCAGGAGGUAAUGCACCACACGCAGCGGGACAUGGAGCUUCAUGACAAGAACCACGAUGGUUUCAUCUCGUUCACAGAGUACGAACCUCCCAUCUGGGCCCGGCGAUUGCAUAAUGAUAAUUCAUCUGACAAAAUGGGUUGGUGGCAAGAGGAACACUUCAAUGCUUCAGAUGUGGAUUAUGAUGGUCUUCUUAAUUUAACAGAGUUUAAUGAUUUCCUUCAUCCAGCUGAUUCUAGCAAUCCUAAGGUGAUCCAUUGGUUAGCCAAGGAAGAAAUUAGGGAAAGAGAUAAAGAUAAAGAUGGAAAGCUAAGUUUUCAAGAGUAUUUCAAUGGCUUAUUCCAGUCAAUAAGGCGAAGUGAUGACGUUCACAGUUUCACACUGGAAUCUGAGACCUCUGCGGAGGUAGCGGCUAAAAUGUUAUUCUCACAGCUUGACAGUGACAAUGAUGGAUACCUAUCAAAAGAUGAGUUGUUGCCCGUCAUUGGUGAUCUACAUCCAUCGGAGCGUUAUUAUGCAAAGCAACAAGCUGAAUAUGCUAUUACAGAGGCUGAUACAGAUAAAGAUGGGUACUUAAGCAUGAAAGAGAUGAUAGAAAAUCCCUAUGUAUUCUACACUGCUGUUUAUACGGAGGACAACCACUAUGACUUUCACGAUGAGUUCCGUUAGUUAUCUAGGUUGGAAGUAGUUCCAUUAGAAAUUUUGAAGAUUUUUUCACCCUAGGUUGAGUGAAUAUCACUGUUCAACAAAUCAUGUUUUCUGGAAUGGUCUUCAAUUCAUUUAAGAUAAUGUGCAAACUACGAAGUUCAGAGAGUGCCUUUGUUGCUAGAAUCUGGACUUUCCAUCUUUACAUCUAACUCAGAGUAGUGUUCUUCUGAUCAUCUAUUUGCAUAUAUAUAUGUACAGAAGUCAUAGAUACUCAAACGGUCAGCAGUUUUUUUGUUAAUUAUUUUGUUUAAAUAAAAUUAUUAUUCUUAUCACAUUGUGCAUUUAUGCUACUCA
Zingiber officinale is the source of this 1452-nucleotide messenger RNA. Its product is annotated as calumenin-like. The coding region runs from base 25 to 1119 and encodes 364 amino acids. NCBI's taxonomy places the organism in Eukaryota, Viridiplantae, Streptophyta, Magnoliopsida, Zingiberales, Zingiberaceae. The transcript is spliced from 8 exons. The record is from RefSeq and is a predicted model, not a curated record. Gene Ontology annotation, molecular function: calcium ion binding. Gene Ontology annotation, cellular component: endoplasmic reticulum.